Messenger RNA from Cutaneotrichosporon oleaginosum, 687 nucleotides. NCBI's taxonomy places the organism in Eukaryota, Fungi, Basidiomycota, Tremellomycetes, Trichosporonales, Trichosporonaceae. The record is from RefSeq and is a predicted model, not a curated record.
CAUCAACUCUCCAUCACCGACAUCACCUUCACCCACACUAACAUGCGUUGGACUUGAAGUCAACAUGAGCAAUUAUCAGGCGCGCGAGCUUAACAAGGUCCGCCUCGAGCCGGCGCGUCCUGUCGAGGACGCCGAUGACGAGCUCGAGAGCGACCCUUCAGACGACGGAGAGGGUGUUGAGUUCGACAUUGACGCCGUAUGCUGGGCCGAGUACAAGGACUCGACGUUCGAGCGCGCCAAUGGGAAAAUCGGCUGGCAUUACUACGUUAUGUGGCAAGGCUACCUGAAAACAGGUUCAGACACUGUGGAAACGCGAUCAUCUUUUGUCGAUGACCCAGACGACCCAACUGAGACAUCUGAUGCGCUGCUGGAAUUCUGGGCCUCGGUCCCAGCAAAGAAGGUGCGGAAAGGCAAGGACGAGCCUGGUGGCAAGAUUGGCGAGAUUCGGUUUGCUUCUGAUGACCUCUUGCGUAUGUCUGGACAUGUUCAUGCAUACCCGCAGCUGACUGCCAGGACGCAAGUUUAAGGAUGGCAAACCAAAGCGCAAUUUCGCGGCGUACAAGCGUCGCCUGGAAGCCUUCAAAGAGGCCAGAAAGGCCGGCUUCGAGCGGGCCUUGGUGUACAAGCGCGACUCGGACUACUACAUCAGAAAGAAGAGAAAAGCACUACUAGCGGCGGAGAAGGAAG